Messenger RNA from Drosophila serrata, 958 nucleotides. It is a transcript of the gene Rpn12, whose product is annotated as regulatory particle non-ATPase 12. Gene Ontology annotation, biological process: proteasome-mediated ubiquitin-dependent protein catabolic process. NCBI's taxonomy places the organism in Eukaryota, Metazoa, Arthropoda, Insecta, Diptera, Drosophilidae. The record is from RefSeq and is a predicted model, not a curated record. Gene Ontology annotation, cellular component: cytosol; proteasome regulatory particle; nucleus.
CACACAGCACAGUAACUUCCAUCACUAGCGCAAAAGCGAAACUCAUCAUCCAAACUAAAAUCUGUGUUUAACUCAAUUUAACCGGAGUUAUGGCAAACGUGGAAGCACUUUACAAAGAACUGACCGUCGAGUGGGCAAAGCGACCCCCAAAUACCACGCGGUGUGGUCAGCUGCUGGACCAACUAAAGGUUGCCCUGGUGAAGAUGGCUUUCCUGCCCACCGACGGAAGCGAUGCACAGAACUCAAAGAAGCAGCUGUUGCUGGCCAGAGGUGUUCUCGAGGUAGCCGUGGAGCACAGCGUUCUCAGCAAGGAUCUGCUCGCCUUCGAGCGCUACAUGGCGCAGCUGAAGUGCUACUACUACGACUACGCCAAGAUCAUCGGCGAGUCGGAGAGCAAAUACAAGCUGCUGGGCCUCAAUCUGCUUUAUUUACUGUCCGGAAACCGGGUAUCCGACUUUCAUACAGAGCUGGAGCUCCUCUCGGUAGACGUCAUCCAACACAACCAGUUCAUCCGUCCCAUCCUGGCGCUCGAGCAGUACAUCAUGGAGGGGCGCUACAACAAGAUCUUCCAGGCCAAGUCCACGGUACCCGCUGAGAUAUACAGCUACUUCAUGGACCUUCUGGUGGAGACUGUGCGCGACGAGAUCGGCGCCUGCAUUGAGAAGUCGUACGAGAAGAUAUCUGCCAAGGAUGCGGCCAAGCGCCUGAACCUGCGGGUCCCAGAUGAAAUAAAGGCAUUCGGUGAGAAGCGACAGUGGAAAUUGGAAACCAGCGGCGACUACAGCUUUACAGACCGCAGCGUUAAGCCCAAGGAGCUGCUGCCAUCCGAGGAGCUGGCCGAGCAGGUGCUCAGCUAUGCCCGCGACCUCGAAAUGAUAGUCUAAGAAGUCCCCCGCACAGCUUUUAGUGUUUGAUAUAUCUUAAAAAGUUAAUAAAUAUAAAAGUAACAUUUAAUAAA